CUUUGAUUUCUCCGUCCUCUGCCCCUCUUCUUCAUUUUCCUUCUAAUUUCCAACGGACUCCUCGAGGUCCUUCCAACUCUUAUAACUUCAUUUCUCAGAUCUCUCUGUAUUCACAUCUUCAUCUUUCAUCUCUAAUCUUUCUCUUCCUCGAAAAUGCAGUCUUCACUCUCACUCUCGUUCUCUGCUACCUCCUCAGCCGCCACCGUUUCCAGAUCACACCACUCUUUUCCGGUCACAUCCGCCGGCAAGCCUCUCAAUCUCCGCUUCUGCGGUUUGAGGCGCGAGGCAUUAGGUUUAGGUUUUACCACUUCUCUCAAUCGCCAUCACCUGCAGCUUCCUCGCCGCUCACACUUCAACACAGUUUCAGCUGCGCUCUCCGAUAAUGGCACUCCUCCCAAAUCCUUCGAUUACGAUUUACUGAUUAUCGGCGCUGGUGUUGGUGGCCAUGGUGCUGCGCUUCAUGCUGUCGAGAAGGGUUUAAAAACUGCCAUUGUUGAAGGAGACGUGGUGGGAGGGACAUGCGUAAACAGAGGCUGUGUUCCUUCGAAAGCACUUUUGGCUGUAAGUGGUCGUAUGCGAGAAUUAAAGAGCGAUCAUCACUUGAAGUCCUUGGGCUUGCAGGUUUCUGCUGCUGGGUAUGACAGACAAGGAGUCGCUGAUCAUGCUAAUAAUCUUGCUUCAAAAAUCCGUAGUAAUUUGACCAACUCAAUGAAAGCGCUUGGAGUGGACAUACUUACUGGAUAUGGAACUAUUUUGGGUCCUCAAAAGGCCAGAGUUGGCUCUUCCAACAGCAUAGUAACUGCAAAAGAUAUCAUCAUUGCCACUGGUUCUGUUCCUUUCGUUCCUAAGGGCAUUGAAAUUGAUGGGAAGACUGUGAUUACCAGUGAUCAUGCACUCAAACUAGAGUCUGUUCCUGAUUGGAUAGCAAUUGUUGGAAGUGGUUAUAUUGGCCUUGAAUUCAGUGAUGUAUAUACAGCACUCGGAAGUGAGGUUACUUUUGUUGAAGCUUUAGAUCAGCUUAUGCCUGGAUUUGAUCCUGAAAUUAGCAAGUUGGCUCAAAGGGUUCUUAUAAACCCCCGGAACAUUGACUAUCAUACUGGAGUUUUUGCAACCAAGAUCACGCCUGCAAGGGAUGGAAAACCUGUCUUGAUCGAGCUUAUUGAUGCAAAAACCAAGGAACCAAAGGAAACUUUGGAGGUUGAUGCAGCACUAAUUGCAACUGGAAGGGCUCCAUUCACGCAAGGUCUUGGAUUGGAGAAUAUUGAUGUGGUAACACAGCGUGGUUUUGUUCCUGUGGAUGAGCGCAUGCGAGUAAUUGAUGCAAAUGGCAAGCUGGUACCUCAUUUAUACUGUAUUGGCGAUGCAAAUGGCAAGAUGAUGCUUGCUCAUGCUGCCAGUGCACAAGGAAUUUCAGUGGUUGAACAAGUAACUGGAAGAGAUCAUGUGCUCAAUCAUUUAAGUAUCCCAGCUGCUUGCUUCACUCAUCCUGAAAUUAGCAUGGUUGGAUUGACAGAGCCUCAGGCAAGGGAGAAAGGUGAAAAAGAGGGGUUUGAAGUAAGUGUUUCCAAAACAAGUUUUAAAGCUAACACGAAGGCCCUUGCUGAAAAUGAAGGGGAAGGACUUGCCAAGUUGAUAUACAGACCUGACAAUGGAGAAAUACUAGGAGUUCAUAUUUUUGGUUUGCAUGCAGCAGAUCUCAUCCAUGAAGCAUCCAAUGCAAUAGCACUAGGGACACGUAUUCAGGACAUAAAAUUUGCAGUCCAUGCACAUCCAACUUUGUCUGAGGUUCUUGAUGAGCUAUUUAAAUCAGCAAAGGUUAAAGCACAGGCUUCUAGCCCAGUAAGUGAACCAGUUGCAGUCUAAACUUCCCGAAGUAUAAAUUUUUGAAGAAAUUUGCUUGUACUAGGGACUUCCAAAUUCUUACGCAUCUUCAGGCGGAAGACGAGAGCACAUUCAGAAUCCUGUAAAAGAAGGGAAUCGUUUGAGGGAGAUCACUAAUGGCCCGAGAAGGGAUAGCCGCGGAAUAUUACAUGUAUUGUUAUCUUUUUUUCUUGGUAUAGUUGAUGCCUGUCAAAGAUGCUUAUGUUCAUUAAUAUUGCAUUUUUUAAACUAGUUUGCUUCUCAUAAUUAUAGUCAACGGGAAGGCCUUUGAGAGUGGCCUAUUUCACAGAGUGCU
Gastrolobium bilobum is the source of this 2176-nucleotide messenger RNA. RefSeq names its product dihydrolipoyl dehydrogenase 1, chloroplastic. Gene Ontology annotation, molecular function: flavin adenine dinucleotide binding; dihydrolipoyl dehydrogenase (NADH) activity. Gene Ontology annotation, cellular component: mitochondrion; oxoglutarate dehydrogenase complex. The transcript has 15 exons. Bases 154 to 1863 code for a protein of 569 amino acids. The record is from RefSeq and is a predicted model, not a curated record. Lineage: Eukaryota; Viridiplantae; Streptophyta; Magnoliopsida; Fabales; Fabaceae.